AUGUCAUCGGUGAAUGCUACGAUUGCUCAAAUAAAUUCGGCAUCAACAACAACCGUUUUAGUUUUGGGCUUUAUAAAUUUCGUUCUAGGCGCAAUCGGUCUCGUAUUCAAUCUAUUUAUAUUUACUCGGCCAUCUCUGCGUCACGAGCCGUGUUCACUCUAUUUCUUGUCGUCAACCUGUUUCAGUCUAUUUGUUGUAUAUAUCAUUGUUCCUCUACGCAUUCUUGUCAAUAACUUCUCUUUCGACAUGACUAACGGUAAUCUUGCUACUUGUAAAAUUCAAUUCUUUGCCAAUUAUUCAUCGCGCGCGAUAUCUUGCUGGUUGAUCGUCUUGGCGUGUACUGAUCGAUUCUUUCACAGCUCGCCUAGUGCAAACAUUCGUCGAUUAAGCUCAAUGAAAGUAGCAAGAUGGGCUACAACAAUUACAACCGUACUUCUUAUGCUCUUGUAUAGUCACAUGCUCAUUUAUUAUGAAAUCAGUAAUGCGUUUGAUCGGUUUGGUAGUAUAGUACCUAUGUGCAAUGCUCAAAAAGGUAUUUACCGUACAUUCAUUGGAUUCUGGUAUAUGAGUUGGUAUUCACUUUUACCAGCUCUGUUAAUGCUUCUCUUUGGUUUUCUCACCUUGAACAAUCUUCGUCAACAUCGCCAAGUGAUACCACGAACUAUUCAAGGUAAUCAAAUCGUUCGACGAACAGAUCAGCAACUUUUACGUAUGUUAAUUGCUCAAGUACUCGUCAUUAACGUAUCGACUUUACCGUAUUCGAUCGAGCAACUCUAUUCAGCAUUCACUACGAAUCUUUCCAAGAGUACACUUCGCAUUGCUCAAGAAACGUUCGUCAGUCGAACUCUCGGCGCGAUGACGGCAUUUGCUCAUACAACGAGCUUCUAUUUAUUUACAUUGACUGGUACUGUCUUCCGGAAAGAACUUCGCAAGAUUAUUCAGUCAUGUUGUAGUCGAAAACCAAAUUUUCUCCAUUCAACUCGUCCUGAGAUGCAUCGUGUGGCUAAUGUUCCUCAGUAUCAUUAA
This is a messenger RNA of Adineta ricciae, 1026 nucleotides long. Lineage: Eukaryota; Metazoa; Rotifera; Eurotatoria; Adinetida; Adinetidae. The record is from the annotation of a GenBank genome assembly.